This is a messenger RNA of Aspergillus heteromorphus CBS 117.55, 1514 nucleotides long. RefSeq lists its product as uncharacterized. Bases 106 to 1182 code for a protein of 358 amino acids. The transcript has a single exon. NCBI's taxonomy places the organism in Eukaryota, Fungi, Ascomycota, Eurotiomycetes, Eurotiales, Aspergillaceae. The record is from RefSeq and is a predicted model, not a curated record.
CUCCUCACCACCACCACACAACCAUCUAUCUAUUCCAUCCAGCACGUUCUUUUUAAACCCCUUUUAUGCACUCAUCGUGUCACCCAGCCCCCUCUACCUCGAACUAUGCCCGCCACAUCCUUUUUGGAUGCCCCCAUUCCCCCGCAACUCGAUCUGGCCGCGGCACCCUCCCAGCUCUUCCAGGUUCCGCCCACCCCGUCGGCGUCACACGCGCUCUAUCGAUCCAUCAUACCCGCUCGCAAGAGAUCUCGCCCUGAGGUCGAAACCCGGCACUGGCGUGACAACUCCGUCCCCAGUCGCAUCCCUAUCCUAGUUGCCCCGGACGAUCUUCCCGGGGCGGAGAUCUCCGCAGACUUUGAUUACCGGCCCAGUCGCUAUCGCAACCCCCCGCGUCCCCGCCCUCUCGACGACAGCGUGGAGUCGCUCGGCGAUGCGACGGGGAUCCGUCGCAAACGCAGUCGUCGGGACCCGUCUCUGAUCGAUGCGUCACCCGUUGGAGUUGAGGAAAAGAUCACCACGACCACAACCACGACUACCACCCUCUACCCGCAGCCAGCUGCUCCUGUAAGAUGGAGCCAGACUGUGCUGGGCGUUGUCGGUAAAGUCUGGGACUUUUGCUGGGGGGGCGCCUUCCGGGGGUUCUAUGCGGGGGGCGGACAGGGCUAUACUAUGACCGCAGAGGAAGCUUCUGUCCAGCUACCCUCCACCGAAAAGGAGACUGUCCAUUUCACCCCGACCCUGCACCCUCAUAAGGAGGGCCCCACCACCCCUUUGCCAGGCCAGUACCCGGAAGAAGAAGAUUUGAAUCGUAGCUGGGUGAUGGUUUCCCACCGAGAGGAAUUUGAUGAGUCUAGCCCGUCCAACCGCCGGCGACUUCAUCCACGUCGCAGCCCCCACGCCCACUCGCACGGACACACCCGUCGACGACCUCAGGGCAAGCGGACGCUGAUGUCGAACGCUUCGUCUAUCCCAACCAAAUCACAGUUUUCCUCGCCUGCCAAGCCACGCGAGUCCCCCGUGUCCGUGGAAACUCAAAGAUACAUGGCUCAGAAACGUCGCAUGGAGCGCGAGGAGGACGCCAGCCUGCGCCGGCUGAACCGCCAGCUGCAGUCGAUGAUCAAAGAGGGAAAGCAGGCGCUGGGGACGCGCGUGGAGGUGGACGACCUGGAAAUGGAGGAUUAAGAGGAUCGGUUUCCUUUUCUCUGCUCGUUUAACUCGACCUGGAUACCCCUCGUUGGACCUGACCUAAUGACCACAUCACUUAACCUACCUUACUUUACGAUUGGCGACGCUCGUUACGACUACACGACUACCCCCAUCACCCACGAGUGAUGACUGAUAAUGACCCGGCACGCACACGGCCUGCACGCAUGUUACGAUAUUGUUAUAGUUAGCCUACUGAAUCCAGAAUUAUGAUCAGACUUUUCCCUAAAGAAUAACAGAAAAAGUGCAGUGCAUCCAUCCAUAAUUCAUUCAUCAUACACAACAAAAAACCCUACCCGAGCUAGAGAGAG